Molecule: messenger RNA, 2931 nt
Organism: Eremothecium gossypii ATCC 10895
Lineage: Eukaryota; Fungi; Ascomycota; Saccharomycetes; Saccharomycetales; Saccharomycetaceae
Product: AGR179Wp
Exons: 1
Coding region: 1-2931 (976 amino acids)
Biological process (GO): regulation of ribosomal protein gene transcription by RNA polymerase II
Molecular function (GO): transcription coregulator activity
Source: RefSeq, marked provisional
AUGGCCGCAGGUAAAAGUCCGCGAAAGACCACGCGGCCGCCUAGCGAGGCGGCCGCGCAGGCGCUGGGUACUUUACCGCAGCGACUGAAACAGGUACAGCUGAAUCCACGCCCGCGGCGGUUUAGUCUGCUAUACUCCAGCGACGACUCGUCGCUGUCAGACCUAUCGGACGUGGAGGGCCAACGGCGCCGCGAGAAAUACAAGAACCCCUCGCGAAAUAGCGCACGGGGGCGCCGAAAUCUAGAUAAUAGUGAGGGCAAGCACGGGAGGCUUAUAGGUGACAGCGCGAUAGGAUCUAGUUCAGAUAGCACGGAAUCCUCCGAGGGAACAGGUAUGCAGGACAACGAAAGCGAGGAUGAUGGUGAAGGUGACGAUUCCAGUUCAAUGAGCAGUUCUGAUGAUGACAUAGACUUUGUGCGUCUGACUGCAGAACGAAAGAAGAAGACGUUGCAGGUGCUGAACGCAAUGAAAAUGGGGCGGACACCCAGCAAGAUGCCCAAGGGCUCGGCAUCCUUAAAAACCGGGGGGAAAACAGUUCCCAGAACUUCGAGAGGCAAGUCGGAGGCUCCUUUUUCUGCAGACGUGGAGAGAAACUCGUCUGACAAUGAUGCAACCGGCCUCGCAUUUAGCUUUAAAGAGGGAGAUGGAAUACAACUGGAUUCCAGCAAACUUAUGCAUGCUUUGUCACACGAGGGAACGGAUGAAGAUCUUGGAGAAGAAGUGGGAGAUACUACGGUUGUAAGGAAAGGUAAGUUCCCAUCAUUCACCAACAACGCUCGUGUUGAUCAAUUAAACGUGCCACGUCCCUCUGAAACUGAGGAGUCGGAGUACGAAUUCGAUCAAGAUGUCUACUUCAGGACAAUCGAGGAUGAUCAUGAGGCUUCAGCAGGUGUUGAUACGGGUCUAGAGACAGGUGAUGAUGAUAUGGUUAUCCUUGAUGAAGAGGAACAAAACAUGAUGCAAGAAUUAGCUAAUGAUGACAAUCUUUCUUUUGAUGGCAGUAUACACGAAGAUGGUGAAGAUCCAGUUGAUCAUGAUGCCGAACAGAAAAAUUCCGCAGAGCCCCUGACGGCACAAAAGGAGGAGAAAGAGGAGGAUGAAUACGAUGAUGAGAUUAUGAGCGAUUUUGACAUGCCUUUUUAUGAAGACCCUAAGUUUGCUAAUUUGUACUACUAUGAUGGCAGUGACCAGCCACUGUGCUUAAGCACAUCUCUACCGCUAAUCUUGAAUGAGGAAAAACGGAAAAAACAAGACGUCAAAAGAUCAAGGCACUCUGAGAGAAAGGAAAGGCUCAAGCGCUCCAAAAGUCUCAAAAGGGAGCAUUCUGCGACACCGGAUCUUGGAUCAGAGGAUUACACAUUCGGUCUAUUUUUUAAUUCGGAGGCGGACAAUAAAGGAGCUGCAAAUACAGGUAUAGAGACAGCUUUGCGGAGGUUGAGCACCACUGCACUAGAUUACAGCGAGCAUUCAUCAGACGAUGACGAAUAUGAAAACAUUUUGCUCGACAUCGCACAUAUGCCAACGGACGAUGACAGUGGAGGGGGCGGUGAUGUUGAUAUGGAAUUAGCGGAUGGGGGAAGUGAUACGGAUGGCCAGCUGGACAGAGACGAAGAUACGAGCAUUACCAAUGUAUUCAUUGAUAUUGAUGAUCUGGAUCCGGACGCCUUUUACUUCCAUUAUGGCUCUUCUUCCGAAAGGGGGAGCAGUGAUUACAGUGACAACGAAAAAGGUCCCCGUAAGUACUCUUUCACCCCACCAGAAGGCUCUACAGAUGCUGUGCUUUAUGUUGAUAACGAGUCUACUGAUGAAGAUGACACUCUACCCCCACCCAAUUCUCGUAAUAGGAAAAUCGGGACCAAGGCUAAGGAAGUAGUUAGUGCUAGCACCGUCGGAUUGAAACCACCAAAACUGGGUACCUGGAAGACAGAUGCAAAGCCAUUUAGUAUUAUCGAUGGCCUUUCGACGAAAUCGCUGUUACCACUUAUACAUGAACAACAACUUCUUCACGCUCACGAUGCACCAUGUCAGCAGGGCUGCGGGUGCCUACCUGCCGGCUCUGCUAGUGACGUCGACACAGGUAUUGAGCAAGAAGAACUCACCUUGAAAGAGCUUUUGAAUAUGAGUGAAUUGGAUGACGAGGAGGGCCAGGUAUCCAUUUCAGGCUGGUAUGACAACAAGCCCAAAGUUCCUCUAUCUGCCUUCAGGAACAAGGGUGUUAAUAUGUAUCAGGAUGAGGAAUAUACAUUGCCGAUUUUCUCAGCUAGGAAGUUCCCGAUAGGUUAUGUUGGGAGUGAGCGUACUCGUCGGAAGAUUGAUAAAAUGAAGGAGCUCCAGAAGAAAAAUGAUGAGCGCAGACGUAAGCUACGGAAAAGAAAGAAGUUAUUAAGACUGAAACGCAAGCAAGCGAUGCUAGCGAAACAGCAGGCGCUAAAUGGAGACGAACUGGAGUCCCUAAAUAUGAAUAACAGCAGAGUUCCAACACCAGCCAGCGAACCACUUACCGAGCAGGUUGUCGACGCUAACUCUUUUCUCAGUGAUCCAAUCCUGGCCCAGGAUCAAACUGCAUUAGCUUUGCCCUCACAUCAUCGGAGAAAUUCCACUAAACCUAUGGACUUAGAAAGUAUCAACAAUUUACUGGCGCGCGAUAGCGACGAUCUUGUCGCAGGUAAUGAUGACGGCCUGACCAUCUGUGCAGGUGACGCUGACAUGCUAGCGUCGCUGACAGCGCCAAUUACAUAUGAUGAAAAUGACCACCCAGCCUCAGGCGCAGCGCUAAGACGGCGGCAGUCCAUCGCAGAGGCAGCUGCAGGAAACUUGCGCUUUACGAAAAACGGUUUGUUUAGUGAGAGUGCCCUCGCUGACUUAGACGAGAUCAUAGGUCACACUAACGGUAACGGACGUAUUAUAGAGUUAGAUGAGGUUCUUAAUUGA